AUGCUCCAGAUUCGCCUGAGCAAGAUCGGCUCGUCGGACUCCGGCGCCGCCGCCGCGUCGAGCGCGGCGGCCGGGGCCGGCGGGGGCGGCGGCGCCCCGCCGAAGUCGGCGUCGGCGGCGGCGGCGGCCGGGGGCGGGCCCCCGGAGUCCGUCACGGUCGCGUGCCCCGACCACCUGGUGAUUGCCGACCUCCCCGUGGCCAAGAGCCUCGGCGCCGUCACGACCUCCGCCGUCGCGGCCGCCCGCACCAUCGGCCGCCGCUCCCGGCGCCCGCUCGGCGAGCGCGUCCACAUCUGCUGCCGCUGCGAGUUCCCCAUCGCCCUCUACGGCCGCCUCAUUCCUUGUGAACAUGCUUUCUGUUUAGCCUGUGCUAGAAGUGAUUCCAGCUGCUAUCUUUGUGAUGAGCGCAUUCAGAAGAUUCAGACUGUGAAAAUGAUGGAAGGGAUUUUUAUCUGUGCUGCACCUAUGUGUCUCAAGUCUUUCCUUAAGAAAGCUGAAUUUGAGUCUCAUGUACCUGAAGUUCAUGCCAACCUCCUGGCGAAUACUCCAGAGAGGGAAGAACGUAAUGAGCCAGAUGCUCCUAAUAUAUCCCGUGCUUCUGGGGGUGAUCAAAGACAAUCUCAGAUGCCUGAAAUGUCGACUGCACGUGCUCCUCCUAGGACUGGUGUUUCACCCUCUUCAAGUUCUCACAUGCAAGAUCGUGAAGACCGAUCUCGCUACCACCAUUCUAGGGAUCAGACCCCACAGAGGCCACCUAUGCUAGCAAGACCACCAUCAUUCCAUGGUCGUCAUUCUUAUCCACCAGGUGAUACUCAAAAUGAGAACCCACCUCAAGGAUUUGAUCGGCCCUACAACUGGGCUAGUGAGAAUGCACCUGGGGCAACUCCAGUCCGCCAAGAAUCGGAGCAUGGUAGUCAAGACAAACAGCAAAUGAUGCCUAAUGCCCCUUUCAUGUUUCCUCCAAUUCCUCAUCAGUCAAACUUCAUGAUGCCCAUGAAUAUGAAUCAGCCAUUAAUGUCCAAUGCAUCAUUCAAUUACCCUCUCCAACAAGAUGGAAACCCGCAGUUUUUCAGUGCUCCUUUCCAGAUGCAACUACCAGAUGUUGGACUGGAUCAAGGUUCAGCCUCAGGGGUCCAACCUGCACCGCCUGGUGGUCCUUUAAGCUUCCCCGAGGGGCUUCAGCGCCCAUGGGGCAUGGGAUUGAUGGGCAACCCAUUUCAGUCGAUGCCACUUGGACAGGGAAUGCCUGAAGGUGCUGGUGAACCUCAGGGAGGUGGUGGAAUGGUUUUCCUGCAAGGUGGUUUUGGAGUCAUGCCAGAUGGUUCGAUGAAUUCAGGUAUACCAGGUAGGGAUCUUUCAGGCCAAGGUGAUCGGGGUGUUCUAGCGCAGAUGCCCAUGCCCAUGCAAAUGCAGAUGUCACUUCCCCCACCUCCCCCUACACAGCCCCCAUCAGGUGGACAGCAACCUUUUAGCAGAACUUGAUUAAUUCUGUAUGGUAAUUAAUUGUUGCUGUCAAAAUUGGAUUGUACUUAUUAUCGAGGAAAUUUAGUCAUCAUUUUCUGCGUUGCUGAUGAGCAUUCUGUGGCCCUAUGUUAUCCCAUGGGGUUUCCCCUUCUGGUGGAUAGGAUCAUGUAUUGUGCCAUGAACGAUGAUAUCCCUAAUGAAAUUUCUGUUGAGAUUGAA
This is a messenger RNA of Oryza brachyantha (malo sina), 1683 nucleotides long. Its product is annotated as E3 ubiquitin-protein ligase HAKAI homolog. The record is from RefSeq and is a predicted model, not a curated record. The transcript is spliced from 3 exons. Gene Ontology annotation, biological process: regulation of cell adhesion; protein ubiquitination. NCBI's taxonomy places the organism in Eukaryota, Viridiplantae, Streptophyta, Magnoliopsida, Poales, Poaceae. The coding region runs from base 1 to 1482 and encodes 493 amino acids. Gene Ontology annotation, molecular function: ubiquitin protein ligase activity.